ACAUGGCUAUCAGGUAUCCUAUGGCCGUGGGGCUUAGCAAAGGCCACCCGGUAACCAAGAAUGUGACCGCACCGAAACAUGCCCGUAGGCGAGGGGUGAGUUCAUCUCAAUGGAUAGAAACAUGACAACCACCACAGGUAGUGUGGUAUUGGUAGAGCCUCGGGGCACUAUGUCCUCAGGUAAAGGGUCUGGGCGCUAUGUCCUCGGGUAAAGGGUCUGGGCGCUAUGUCCUCAGGUAAAGGGUCUGGGCGCUAUGUCCUCAGGUAAAGGGUCUGGGCACUGUGUCCUCAGGUAAAGGGUCUGGGCGCUAUGUCCUCAGGUAAAGGGUCUGGGCGCUAUGUCCUCAGGUAAAGGGUCUGGGCACUGUGUCCUCAGGUAAAGGGUCUGGGCGCUAUGUCCUCAGGUAAAGGGUCUGGGCACUGUGUCCUCAGGUAAAGGGUCUGGGCACUGUGUCCUCAGGUAAAGGGUCUGGGCACUGUGUCCUCAGGUAAAGGGUCUGGGCACUGUGUCCUCAGGUAAAGGGUCUGGGCGCUAUGUCUUCGGGUAAAGGGUCUGGGCACUGGACCCUUUACCACAGGAGGUUGUUUGCUUGUCCUAGAAUUGCUGGGUCAAGCCCCUCUCUGUCUCUGUUCAUAGUUUGGUUUCUAAUCCCAUAGCUGACACCAGUGUAGUGAUUGAAGGUGCUCAGGCUUUGGCCCCCUCCCCUCUGUUAUCAGAUAAUGGGUCAACAAUAUAACUUGAUCGUAGGCGGCACUUACUGGCCCAAUAAACUGUUGCUAAAGCAGGAUAAGUUACAGUGCAGCUUGUUCAGUGCUGUUCUGUCGUUCCCCCUGCACACAUCAACUAGUUUCCUACUAUCCCUGUCUGUCUGCAUCCCACUGCUGACAGGGACGCUUGGUCUCAGACACUUGCAUAGUAGCUAUCUGAAUAAAGGUUAUUUUUUCAUCCCAUGGUAGAGGGCCUACAUUUCCACAGUGACUUUAGAACUGGUUGUUUGACCAACUGUUGCUGAUUUUGUAUUUCAGCGUCUGACCAAGCACAGCAAGUUUGUGCGUGACAUGAUCCGCGAGGUGUGCGGCUUCGCCCCUUACGAGAGGCGCGCCAUGGAGUUGCUGAAGGUGUCCAAGGACAAGCGUGCCCUCAAGUUCAUCAAGAAGAGGGUAUGUAACUCCCCUGCUACAUUUACAUUUACGUCAUUUAGCAGACGCUCUUAUCCAGAGCGACUUACAGUUAGUGCAUACAUUAUUCUUUUUUUAUACUGGCCCCCCGUGGGAAACGAACCCACAACCGUGGCGUUGCAAACGCCAUGCUCUACCAACUGAGCUACCUCCCUGCCGGCCAUUCCCUCCCCUACUCUGGACGACGCUGGGCCAAUUGUGCGCCGCCCCAUUGGUUUCCCGGUUGCGGCCGGCUACAGCAGAGCCUGGAUUCGAACCAGGAUCUCUAGUGGCACAGCUAGCACUGCGAUGCAGUGCCUUAGACCACUGCGCCACUCGGGAGACACUACGAACCCGGCUGGGUGUAUUGGUGGUGUUAUUGUAGUUGAUAGAGCAUGGCGUUUGCAACGCCAGGGUUGUGGGUUCGAUUCCCACAGGGGGUAGGAAAAAAAUAAAAUAAUAAUAAAAAUGUAUGCAUUCACUAACUGUAAGUCGUUCUGGAUAAGAGCGUCUGCUAAAUGACUAAAAUGUAUUGUCAGCAUGGAGGAAUUUGUUCAUGUCAUAUGGUUUGUUUCUGCAGCUGCUUUCUUUUUGGAUCAAAAAACGGUGAACAAAAUGCAAUUUUUUAAACCGAACAUAGAUUUUGUAGUACCCAUUUGAUGUUGAACGUUACUACAUCUGUUAAGGGUUUGUGGAAAUGUCCUGCAUUUUUCGCAGCUGUCACCCUGGUUGACUGUUUGCAUCGUGGAGCAUCUAUUGGAUCAGUAGCCUUACUCUGUCCUAUAGUUUGUCCAAUCAGUUCAUUCUCAAGACUAGUUUAGCAUUUAUGGAACUGCUAUCCCAAUACAUGUUCGUUACUGAACUUAUACCUGAUUUAUCUGUCCCAGAGACAUGCUUUAGUGGGUUUUUUGUUGUUGUCAUUUAUCCAGAGCGACUUUAGUUAGUGAAUGCAUACAUUUUCAUACUGGCUCCCCCGUGGGGAAACGAGCCCACAACCCUGGAGUUGCAAGCGCCGUGCUCUACCAACUGAGCUACACGGGGCCAGUGUUGACGUCAUCCUGAGCAUGGUAGUUCACCUGCUGUGAAAGUUGCGCAUGCAUCUUGUGUUGGGUCUUCCCUCUUACAUUAAUGUACCCUUUGGGUUUCUCCUCAGAUUGGAACUCACAUCCGCGCCAAGAGAAAGAGGGAGGAGCUCAGCAACGUCCUGGCUGCCAUGAGGAAGGCCGCUGCCAAGAAGGAU
Molecule: messenger RNA, 2397 nt
Organism: Coregonus sp. 'balchen'
Lineage: Eukaryota; Metazoa; Chordata; Actinopteri; Salmoniformes; Salmonidae
Source: the annotation of a GenBank genome assembly